CAAAACAACUUUGCCAGCAUGGCUGCCUGCAGUCUCGUUCAAUAUGUUGUCAUUCGAAGUGAUCUGAAAACGGUUCUACAAUGGCCUCUCGGAGCUUUAAUGGCGCAAGCAUGUCACGCUUGUACUGCCGUCACCCACCUUUUUUACCAAGAUCCAAACAUGCAGACUUAUUUGGCUGACUUGGACAACAUGCAUAAAGUCGUGCUGGAGAUUGCUGAUGAGCCAUCAAUCAAAGCUCUUGCAGAAAAGCUUACAGAAAAGAAAAUUGAUCACAAAUUAUGGAUUGAACAGCCAGAAAACAUCCCAACCUGCCUCGUUACCAAGCCUUAUCCUAAAACAGAAAUCCAAUCACAUUUCAGGCAUUUAAAACUAUGCAAAGGUUAAUUUAUGUAACUGCAUACAUUCUGCCUAAUUUCUUACCCAUUUUGUGGCGAAAAUGGGUAAAGAAGUGCUAAAAAUGAAUAAUUUUCAACCAA
This is a messenger RNA of Daphnia carinata, 476 nucleotides long. RefSeq names its product putative peptidyl-tRNA hydrolase PTRHD1. Gene Ontology annotation, molecular function: peptidyl-tRNA hydrolase activity. The coding region runs from base 19 to 384 and encodes 121 amino acids. Lineage: Eukaryota; Metazoa; Arthropoda; Branchiopoda; Diplostraca; Daphniidae. The record is from RefSeq and is a predicted model, not a curated record. The transcript has 3 exons.